AUGAAAAGAACAACAAAAGUAAAAAAAGAACAAAUCGAUUUGCAGGUCCUGACAACGAUGGAAGACCAGGGCGAAAGGGCUGGCGAUCGCUCACCGACAGACGACGAGAGGGACUUCAGGCGAUCUGCGCACUACGCGGAGCCCGCACCGCUUUCCCUUUCGAACUACUCGCCCAGAAGAGAGACAAGCAGCGAUUAUGAUCGAGAUAGGGAGAGGAGUGGUGCAGAUGAGGCGAGAGGAGGCGUAGAGUCGCCAUCUUCUGGAGCAAGUAGGGAGAGGAGAGGAGGCAGCCGCGAGCGGGAUCGGAGUCACUACUCUCCCGCUCGCGAUCGCGAUGAUGAUAGGGACAGGAAGAGGAAGUAUCCGGAUAGAGAGGAGGAUCAUCAUAGGGACUACCAUGAUAGGGAUGAUGAAGCAAAGAGAAGGAAGAACUUGUGCUUCAAGUGUGGAGGCUACGGUCAUAUCGCGGUCAUGUGCCCCUCCAGGCAGGGCGCCGCCAACAGCGAUGAGCCGCCGUGCUACAAGUGCAGCGGCAAGGGCCACCGCGCUUCCAUGUGCCCCAACCUCUACCUCAGCCGCGACAUCUGCUACCGCUGCGGCAUGCCGGGCCACAUUGCCAGAAACUGCGGCGGCGGCUACGGCGGCGGUGGAUACGGAGGAGGUGGCUACGACAGGGAUGGCUAUGGCAUGGGAGGCUACGGCGGCCCGCCCAUGGGUUAUCCGCCCGACAUGAUGCACCACGGCGGCUACCACGGCAUGAGGGAGAGCGACAUGCACAGAAUGAUGGACAUGGGCCGCCACGGUGGCCCUCCCGGCGGCAUGGGCGGCUACGAUCCCUACUCGCCCGGUUUUGGCGGUGGCAGACCUGCGGGUUGCUACAAAUGCGGCGUGUCUGGUCACUUUGCACGGGAAUGCCCCAAGGGCGACGUGAAGACGUGUUACAAGUGUGGGCUCGACGGCCACAUCGCCAAGGACUGUGACACUUGCUACGCGUGCAAAAAGUCCGGCCAUCAGGCAAGAGACUGCACCGAGCGUCCUCCUCCGAGGCCGUACUAG
Acanthamoeba castellanii str. Neff is the source of this 1056-nucleotide messenger RNA. RefSeq names its product zinc knuckle domain containing protein. The transcript has 7 exons. NCBI's taxonomy places the organism in Eukaryota, Discosea, Longamoebia, Acanthamoebidae. Gene Ontology annotation, molecular function: zinc ion binding; mRNA binding; translation regulator activity. Gene Ontology annotation, cellular component: cytoplasm. The record is from RefSeq and is a predicted model, not a curated record. Gene Ontology annotation, biological process: positive regulation of cytoplasmic translation. Bases 1 to 1056 code for a protein of 351 amino acids.